AUGGGAGGGACACGAGAAAGAGAUAUGCUCCAUGGCAAUGGUGAGACACUUUCCGGAACCUCCAGUGGAAAUAAAGCAUUGUCUGAAGCUGCAGCGGAAUCCAAAGAUCAUCGAAAGAGUGGUACAACGAUUCAAUUUCUUGAGACUGUUCAAAGGUCUGAUAAUUCUUCAACAUUGGGGAUCACUUACAUGGGAGGGCAUGGCUGUGCCAGUUACUGGAAAUCUUGUCAUCAGAAACCCGUUCCUCUUCUUCUGCAAAACCAGCAAACAGUGAAGGAUGAUGAUUCUUUAAUAUCUGAGACCACUUACUGGGGAGAGCACAAUUGCUUUAGACCCUUGAAAUGGUGCUAUUCGAGACCUCCUUCUCUUCUCAUGCAAAACCCGCAAACACUGAAGAUUACCAGAAUAUUUCGAGGAGUUUACAUACUUUUUAUAGCAAUUAAGGCAAUGGCAAGUAAUAGAACAUUGGAACAGGAGGGAUUGGACAACAGUUUUGAAGGGGCCAACAUAUCCCAACAUUUAAAAUUGGAGGAGCUUUCUGAUCGCUUAAGUUAUUUUUGCUCUCUCUGGCCUCAUAAUUUUGAGUUUCACAAGGAUAAAUGUCUCCAGCUAUGGGUUGCACAAGGAUUUUUUGAUUUUGAGUUUGGACGGAGAAUAGAGGUUGUGGCGAAUGAACAUUUCGAAGACGUGCUUAAGAAGAAUGUCAUAGUGCAAUCUAGAUUUUGCAUGGCCACAGGAAUGAUGAUGUACGUAGUUAAUACUGUUGUGUCCUCAAGUUCAUCCUUGUGGGUACGAGAAGAUAAAUUGCAGCAUUUGUUCUUACCCCCUGAGAAAUUUGAGGAAGUCAGUUUUGGAACUCUUGAAAAACUCAACCAGUUGCGCACUCUGAUAUUGUUCUGUCAGCAUGGUAAUUCCAUCAAGCGAGUACCUUCUGAUUUCUUCCUCAAGCUGCCACACUUGAGAAUUUUGGAUUUGCAGGCAACUAACAUAUCUUUGUUGCCUUAUUCUAUUGGUCAUUUGUUAUCUUUGCGUUAUCUUGAUGUCUCGAAGACACGUAUAAAGUACCUUCCUGAAACUAUAGGUAGUCUUCGGUAUUUACAGAUAUUAAAGCUGCAGAGUUGUUCUAAUUUUUAUAAAUUACCAGAGUGCACCAACAAGUUGACUAGUUUGCGCCAUUUGGAUCUUAACAUUGUUGGCCGACUAACUUCAAUGCCAGUUGGAAUGGGUAAUCUAACCAGCCUUCAGACACUAAAAGACUUCACUGUUGGCAAGGAAAAAGGCUACGGUGCGAGAGAGUUGAAGCAUCUCAAUGAUCUUUGUGGGUCGUUUCGGAUUUCAAGUGUAGAGGAGGCUAGAGAAGCUGAGAUGAACAAGAAACAUCUCAAUGAGUUGGAAUUGCAAUGGGAACAAUAUCCAGAUGAUUUCAUUUCAGUUGAGGAUAUAUUGGAAUGUCUCCAGCCCCAUGUGAGCCUCAAAGAGUUGACAAUAUCUUUCUACAGUGGCUUUAGAUUUCCUACAUGGAUGAGUAACUCGUAUUUGUACAACAUUGUGAGCAUUACUCUCGUUGAAUGUAAAAGUUGUAGCGACUUGCCAUCGCUUGGAGGUCUACAGUCACUAAAGUCUCUUCUCUUUGUUCGCAUGUAUGGGGUAAGGUCUAUUGAUCGUCACUUUUGCAGAUAUUGGGGGAGGCAAAUAGGACCUGCAUUCUCAAAGCUUGAAAAAAUUAAAGUUGAGGGAAUACCGAAACUUGAAAAAUGGACAGGCGUGGAGAAUGGGGACUUUCCAUGUCUCCUUGAGUUAACAGUGAGUUGUUGCCCUAAACUUAUUACAAUUCCUGUGCUUUCACUUAGCUCUCUCAAGACAUUGACAAUUUUUAGAUGUGAGGACCUUCAGUCACUUCCUAAGGGAAGACUUUCAUUUCCUAAGGGAAGACUUUCAUCAAAGCUGAAAGAUCUUUACAUAGCAAAUUGCCCACCAGUAACGAACCGUUGCCUUAAACCUCAAGGUGAGGAUUGGUUUAAGAUUCAACACAUACCUUCAAUCAUCAUUGAUCAUGAAGAGAUGGCUAUGGAUCCAAAUCACUAA
Lycium barbarum (goji berry) is the source of this 2085-nucleotide messenger RNA. Its product is annotated as putative disease resistance protein RGA3. The transcript has 4 exons. The record is from RefSeq and is a predicted model, not a curated record. Gene Ontology annotation, molecular function: protein binding. The coding region runs from base 1 to 2085 and encodes 694 amino acids. NCBI's taxonomy places the organism in Eukaryota, Viridiplantae, Streptophyta, Magnoliopsida, Solanales, Solanaceae.